UCCCUCGAUUACAAUGUUUUCCCCGCACGCAGACUUGUUAGUGGUUCGACAAACAGGACUGGAGAUUAUGGAAAUUUCUAACAGCAAAACGGCACCACACAAUUACCAGGCUGCCAAUCAAUCACAACAGCAGCAGCAACAGCAACAACAGCAACCGCAACAACAAGCACAGCAACCACAACAUCGAAAGCAGCCGUCACUCGCCCGUGGGAGGCGUAACCGAUAUCCACCCAGAUCAAUACCGGGCCGAAACACGACGGAAGCGAGGCCCCCGGCACGAAGCUCAAAUGGGUAUGGGCAAGGACAGUCAGGACAAGAUGGCUCCCCUGGUCCUACGAACAAACUUCCAGCAAAUACCUUUUCGGCGGCCAGCCCACCUUUGCCUCCGACAACGAAUGCUGCCACUGAGUCGCGUGAAACUUCGCCCUCGCCAUCGACGCCACCGCCGACGGACCAAAAAACUGAGCACAUAAAAUACGCAGCUGAAGCAGCACUUGAGAAUUUCAUUGCGCACCUGGAAGCGCUCAUGUUGUGCCCACCAGCUCCAUGGCGUGGCGAUAUUCUGUCAGCCGUACUUUCGGAACACCUCUGUCUGAUCAGUUCGUGUAGCCGGAACAUUCAUCCAAUAGAUAACAGAAUCCAUCACGCCGCACGAAAGCUCUCGAUGCUCAAGCAAUCUGGAAAUCUGCACCUGAUACUGCCGAUAGUUCCACCCCCAGUUGACACGGCUUAUCGGCCGUAUCCUGCGCCCAUGGCCAAUCCGCCGACCACAACUUACCAGGACAAUUUGACGACACCAUCGUCACCAACUGUGUCUCGGCCACCCCAAGACCAGUCGGAUCCAGCUCUGAGGGAAUUCGCCGAUCCAGCAAGUUCUGAUCAGGCAAUACAUGGGCCGCCUGAGCAAUUCCAGAUUCCCCAACGGCAGCCAGUAGGACCGCAACCUAACCCGUCGCCCCACUUGCCUCAGGGGCAUUUACCUGUACCGAAUCAUUCACCCGCCAUUCAAGAUCCGAUAAUCGGGACUGCACCAGCAACACCAGUUCAAAUGACCUCCUUGCCAGAUAUCGACCAGCAUCAUUCGACGAUGCCGCACCUAUGCAAGUCAGCUUCCAGGUUGGCUCCGCCACCAUAUCCACCCCACGUGAGGCCACACUAUCAGCCAUAUGACCCCAAUAUUCCAGCCCCAAUCAUUCCGAGCGAGCCUUCUUCAUGCCCCGCUGAACAAUGGAACGUUCCCAAUCAAUAUCCGAUAGCCUAUACGUUUACAGGUGGGACUCAAACAACGCAGCACCAAAUUCCCGCUGGAGGUGUUUACCAUGCACCGGAGUACUACGUAUGUCCACCUGGCAAUUACAGCAUCCUACCUGCUGCGCCGAUGAUGUCGUACGGUUCCUCGUACACAGGGGGCUAUCAGCGAGUGCAAGGGCAAAAUGGCGUCGCCGGUGUUUCAACAGGACAGAAUGGCAGUCUACAAGUGCUUCAUGGAGUUGAAGGAUGCUCUCAGCCUCCGGCUUCAAGGACCCCAACAACGGAGUAAUAACAUGAAUAAGCGUUCAUUCGCUUUAAUUUUUCGUAAAAAUUUAGAUAAUACUAUUACCAUUUGCAAUGUCGUAAGCGAUCAACUUUUUGUACUGAAAAUUCUAGGGUCAAAUCUAGUCCAUCAAAUAAACCAUCAAUCAUGUACAUAUACAUCGAUGUGUGUUCAUAAUAUUACGGGACGAUAUACGGACCAAUUGCAUUAAUAUGUGCAUCAACUCGAACGGCGUUCCAGUAAGCGUUCACAGCGAAGUGUUAUUUUUAUUGUCGAACAAUUCUCUUUUACGGAGUGGAUAUUCUAACGUAUACAUAAAAGAGGUCGGCCGCGUUUACUAAUAAAAUGCACACUAUAUGAAUAGAACAAGAUGUGUCUUACAAUUCCGUUACAUGCAGGUAUUCCUGCACACAAGGAGAUCAGUGACAUACCCUAUACACACGUGUUAUUUGUGCCUGAAUAGAAGUGGGUAAAGUGACCUUUUCACGAACCCAAGCACAGAUCAUGUAUCGACCACGUUGUCCAGUUAACGGUAGGUACACCACGUGCUCCUUGUGGGACCGGAUCGUUGUAGCUAAUUGCUUUGAUUUGACGCAAUGUAAUUCCGUUGGAAAAGGCAAAUCGAAAUAUGGCAGAAGUUUAAAAAAAUCGUGUGACAAAAAAAAACAGGCCAUUUUUUUUUAAGGUGUAAUGCGUACACAUACGAAUUCAGUGAUCCAAAAUUAAUGCAAUACGCGGUUAGUUAGAAUAGAUGCUAUCCAA
Varroa destructor (honeybee mite) is the source of this 2296-nucleotide messenger RNA. RefSeq lists its product as uncharacterized. The record is from RefSeq and is a predicted model, not a curated record. Lineage: Eukaryota; Metazoa; Arthropoda; Arachnida; Mesostigmata; Varroidae.